UCCGAUAAUUCAAUAAAGCACCGUCAUAUGAUUUUGACUGUUGUUGUCAAUAUAUGAUUAAAACUGCGUCGUCAAAAAUAUUCAAGAGUUUGUGUUUCUAGCAUUAAAAAUGAAACUGCACGUUCUUUUCUUACUUUGUGUGACUUUUUCUUGCGCAGUUUGCAGAGACAUUAUGCGUGAGGAUAGCUCGUACUGGUCCAGUAUUUAUGUAGAGUCAUCAUCGGAGGGUCCGUUUAUGAUAGCUGGGAUUGACCCUAAUGGCAAAUACAUACAGCUGGAAAAUCUAUCUGGUGAAAGGGAAUACCUGAAUGGUUGGACAAUUACACAAAAGACGGACAAUAACCCAGGCGUAAAUUACACGUUUGAUUUCUGUUCGAUACCCCCAUACAGAAAGAGAAAGAUUGUAGCGAACAAAUGGUCCUAUAAUGCGAGUGCUACAGACUUUGUUGCCACUGAUGUCUACGCAUGGGAAACAGGAAAGGAAGUUAAAACGUACCUUUAUGACAGAAAUCACACGCUGAAAGCCGAAUACAUCGUGGGUAAAGCAUCUUCGACAAAUUUGCAUUGACUGAAAUAUAGUGUAUUAAAUAACAUCUUUUCUGUACUUUGAACAGUAAAUUAACUGAAAAAUAGUGUAUAAAAUAAUACUUUCUGUAACUUAUUGAUUGAAAUAUAGUGUAUUAACGUGCAUUUUCCUGCUCUUUGAACUGUAAACUAACUGACUGAAAUAUAGUGUAUUAGAUAAUAUCUUUUUCUGUACUUUGAAACUGAAACAUAGUGUAUUAUAUAAUAUCUCUUCUGUACUUUGGGACAGUAAACUUAUUGACUUUGCACAUGACAUCGUAAUUAACACGGAAAAGUACUUGUUAUCAUCAUGUUGCAUGUAUUAUAUUACAGAGUAAACGUUAUGUGUGUUCAAAA
Mercenaria mercenaria is the source of this 921-nucleotide messenger RNA. Its product is annotated as lamin-A-like. The transcript is spliced from 5 exons. Lineage: Eukaryota; Metazoa; Mollusca; Bivalvia; Venerida; Veneridae. The record is from RefSeq and is a predicted model, not a curated record. The coding region runs from base 110 to 568 and encodes 152 amino acids.